CAUUUUUUUGUUGUUUUCGAUAAAGACGGUUUGGAGUACAUGAACUACUCACUGAAGUCAUGCCAGUCUUUUGUUAAUGCCCCAAUAUUGGGAAUGGGUAGUAACUGUAAUUUCACUAGUCUGGUGAAAACAAAUUAUUCUGAAAUCUUGAAGAUGGGUUUCCUUUUGAAUUGGACUGCACAUAGUUGCGGUAAUUGUGAGAGCAGUGGUGGGCGCUGUGGAUUUGAUGACCAUCAGUUUAUUUGCUUUUGCCCAGAUAAGCCUCAUUCCAAAACUUGCAAUGAUGGUGAUGAUAAUAAAGGGAAACAGAAACCUGUUGUAGGUGAUGAUAAUAAAUGGAAACGGAAACUUGCUAUAGAUUUCUUGUUGAAAUCAAACGAAUGUUUAGUGUCACCAUCUUACGAUUUCCACCUCAUUCACACAGGUCUUGGCUGUGGUUUUUUUGGAGGCGUAGUGAUAACAUGCAUUGUGUUCAUAUCCUUCCUUCGGCGCAGAAGAGUGCAUAAAUAUGCUCGAUCCUCCUCUGUUACACACGACAUAUCCUCUGCUCCAGCUUCACUGACUGAUCAUGGGAAAGUAGGUAACUUCCCUGGAGUGCAUAACUUCACCUACAAUGAACUUGAAAAGGCCACCAAUAAAUUUGAUUCUGCCAUGGAACUAGGUGAUGGAGGCUUUGGCACCGUGUAUUAUGGCACACUCCAAGAUGGGCGACCUGUUGCAGUCAAACGCUUAUAUGAAAACAAUUACAAAAGAGUGGAACAAUUCUGGAAUGAAGUUGAGAUCCUAGCUCAGGUGCGCCACCGGCAUCUUGUAUUACUUUAUGGUUACACCUCUCGCCACUGCCGUGAACUCUUGCUUGUAUAUGAGUAUAUUUCCAAUGGAACCGUUGCUGACCAUCUUCAUGGUGAGCGUGCCAAACCAGGUUCACUUCCUUGGCUCAUUCGUUUGAAGAUUGCCAUAGAGACUGCAAGCGCAUUGACUUACCUCCAUGCUACUGAUAUCAUCCACCGUGAUGUGAAAACCAACAACAUUCUCCUUGAUGAGAAUUUUUCUGUUAAAGUGGCAGAUUUUGGAAUUUCUCGUCUCUUUCCAACACAUGUUACACAUGUUUCUACUGCUCCCCAAGGGACUCCUGGUUAUGUUGAUCCAGAAUAUCAUGAAUGCUAUCAGCUGACAGACAAGAGUGAUGUAUUUAGUUUUGGGGUCGUCUUGAUUGAGCUAAUAUCAUCCAAGCCAGCUGUUGACAUCACCAGGCACCGCCAUGAGAUAAACUUGUCUAAUAUGGCCAUUAACAAGAUUCAAAACCGAGCACUACACGAACUUGUAGAUCAAACUCUUGGGUAUGAAUCAGACUAUAAGGUGAAGACAAUGAUAACUGCAGUGGCAGGGGUGGCAUUUCGGUGCCUGCAAGGUAGGAAGGACCUGAGGCCAACAAUGGCAGAGGUGUUUGAGGCUUUAGAGGGUAUAGAGAGUGAGGACUACAAUAAUGAAAAAGCAGAGGGGAUGAACAUUGCGACAGAUGAAGUUGCGUUGUUGAAGACUCUAUCUACAACAUCUAAUGCUAGUAAAGAAAAAGCAGAGGGGAUGAGCAUCGCAGCAGAUGAAGUUGUGUUGUUGAAGAGUCAAUCUCCGAUUCACUCCCCAGAUUCUGUGGCAGUAAAAUGGAUUAGUAGCUCUGCAACAUCUUUUACCAGUGAUUGAUAUAUAUAUAUAUAUAUAUAGCAUCUUAUGCUUUGCUAGAAUUUAGAGGGUAUAUAAUAAAAUAGUAUGUUCAACUUGUAACAUCCACCAUAUUCAACAAGAGUGGGUCUGGAACGUUUAUUUCAUCCCAGCCUAGACCCUAAAACAACAAAUGGAAUGUACAUACCAUUUAGGAGAUAUGAAUCACCUAGUAUACAAAGCUCAUUUACCUGAUUUUAUACGAAGCACAUCAACUUUGUUGUCUUAUGGUAUAAACGAAAUAAUUAUUU
Molecule: messenger RNA, 1970 nt
Organism: Rubroshorea leprosula
Lineage: Eukaryota; Viridiplantae; Streptophyta; Magnoliopsida; Malvales; Dipterocarpaceae
Source: the annotation of a GenBank genome assembly